Messenger RNA from Paramisgurnus dabryanus, 2808 nucleotides. RefSeq names its product phospholipid phosphatase 2b (gene plpp2b). Gene Ontology annotation, biological process: signal transduction; phospholipid metabolic process; phospholipid dephosphorylation. Lineage: Eukaryota; Metazoa; Chordata; Actinopteri; Cypriniformes; Cobitidae. The record is from RefSeq and is a predicted model, not a curated record. Gene Ontology annotation, cellular component: plasma membrane. Gene Ontology annotation, molecular function: phosphatidate phosphatase activity.
UCCCACACACACAAACAUAGACGAGCACUAUCAGCUGAAGGUGCGGAGGCGGCGAGCGGGACACACUGGCGUGUUUUUUUUUAGGAAAGGAACCGACGCGCCUUCAAAUACCAACCGGAGGAGUAAAAAACCCAACGUGUUUCACAGUAACAAUAUGCGCUCUUGCGGGGGAUUAUCAUCAGCACACUUUGAAGUUUUAGAACUAUAAAGUCGCGUACUUCACCCCGACACCUAUGAAGUAAAGUGCGCAUCCAUACAGGGCAGGUAGUGAAGCGGAGCCGGAAGAACUCGCAAUACUGGUUGCGUUAAGUUUGUUUGUCCUUUUCCCAAGUGGAUUAUCGUUGACAUUCACAAAUAAAUGAAGUGACGUUCUAGUUGAAAACUUGCAUACAGUUUGAAGAAAUUAUGACGGAUUUGGGGAAAAGGAAACUCUUUGUCGUCGUGGACGUGUUGUGUGUUUUCGUAGCUUCUCUGCCCUUCACCAUCAUGAACAUUGUGUCUCAGCCAUACGAGCGAGGCAUCUACUGCCAGGAUGAGAGCAUCGGUUACCCCAAACGGCAAGACACUAUCACGCACGUAACACUGGCUGCGGUUACCAUCACCUGUACUGUGAUCAUUAUAUCAUCAGGUGAGGCGUACCUGGUGUACAGUAAAAAAGUUUCAUCCAACUCUACCUUUAAUCAGUACGUCGCAGCCAUCUAUAAGGUGCUGGGCACCUUCCUGUUCGGCGGAGCUGUAAGCCAAUCACUGACAGACAUGGCCAAGUACACAAUUGGGCGACCACGGCCAAACUUUUUGGCAGUGUGUGCUCCCAAAGUCUGCAAAGGGUACGUGGCAACAAUCAACUGCACUGGCGACGCUCGGGAUGUCACUGAAGCCAGGUUAUCCUUUUACUCAGGGCACUCCUCUUUUGGGAUGUACUGUAUGCUGUUUUUAGCGUUUUACGUUCAGGCGAGACUGAACGCAAAAUGGGCCCGUCUCCUCAGACCCACCAUCCAGUUCUUCCUGGUGGCCUUUGCUGUGUACGUAGGAUACACCCGCGUGUCCGAUUAUAAACACCACUGGAGCGACGUACUAGUUGGACUCCUCCAGGGAGCGCUCAUCGCUAUUCUUACAGUGAGAUAUGUAUCAGAUUUUUUCAAGGUUCGCCCUUUACCACAAUGCUCAAGUACAGAGAUAGCCGAAAGAGAGGCUUUAGAGAGGAAACCCAGCCUACAUAUGGGAGAGGGGGAGCACAAUAACCAUUACAACUAUUCUGGACCCGUGUGAGUGAAUGGGGCCGAAUACCCGCACUACAGCUCCCAUAAACCACUGGACUGACGGAAGGGGGCGGAGCAAGACUGCACAUGCUCACAAAUACUCCUGCAGCACCAGCCUCCUUGAAAAGAAACCUUUGGCGUCUCUUUCAUUCCUUUUUGUGUGAGAGAAAGACUUUAUAUAAAUAUAUUUAAUCAAUUUAUUUCAAUCAAAAUGAUUUGCAGAGGAUUCCAGAUGUUGGGGGACCAAAUCAAGUUUUUUAGGUUUGUACCGUAUGCUGGACCAGGUUUUAUAUGAACUUAUAUAUGACGCAUGAAUCUUCUUUCACUGAGCUAUACAAAAUCUUGCUGAACUAACUUACAAAAUGGCUUGCAUAUUUUUACAUCAUCCGACGAACCCAAGUGAUUUAAAUGGUGAAUAUUACUAAAGCUUUAUAUUGUUAAUUCCCCAAAUAUUAUGCGCUUCAAUCCUGAUACUUGAUUAAUCUGGCCCAGCUUCCAAACAGGUUUGGACACCCAAUGCUGACUGCAAAAUAAUAGAAAAUAAUAUAAUUGAAUUGUUAGGAUUUUGUUCCCCUGUUUAAAAUUUAAACGUAAGAUACCACUACAGCUUUUGCAAGCCUUACAUGCUUCUGUCUUUUUAAUUUUUUACAUUUUAAAAAGCUCUCUUUAUUGAACUUUUGUUUUAACUUGUUGGUUGCUUUUGUCUAAAUUUGUAUUAAAUAUUUGUAAUAAUAAUUUGCCUGUUUGUCAUUGUGAGAACUUGCAGUUUGUAUAUCUACACUACAUUUACAUGCAAAAUCUACUCUGACUUUUUAAAGGUCACCUAUUAUACACAUUUUUACAAGAUGUAAUAUAAGUCUCAGGUGUGCCCAAAAUGUGUCUGUGAAGUUUCAGCCUAAACUUCCAACAGAUCAUUAACCAUUGCCAAAAUGCCCCUAUUUGGGUGGGAGCAAAAAUGUGCUGUUUUCGUGUCUGUACCUUUAAAUGCAAAUUAGCUAGAGCUCGUCACGCCCUUACAAGAGUCAGUGAGCACAUUCAGUUAAAAUAGAUCUGAAUCCUGUGAAUACAGUCUGAGACAACAGUAUCUCACUAUUGCAGGACUGUCAGUCAGUGGUCGUGGGCAGGGCUUUAUCAGUGUGACAUCACAUUAACAAGAGAAUCAAAAUAGCAAGUUUAAAGAGAUUGAGAAGCUGGUGGAUUUUUUUCAUUGUAAGGUAAUUUUGUUCACACAUGGCCAAUACACAUUCAUGUCAAAACAUCUUGUAAAAGUGGAUUUUGCAUAAUAGGUGCAAAAAUGUAAUAUUUUAUUUGCAUGCUAGUAAAACAAGUCAACACAUCUAUAGUUAAUUUUUUGCACAUCCAGUAAAUACAUUUUGAUCCAGAGGUACUUCACAAAUAACGUAAUUCACUUCAUAAAACGGCUAGUUCCAAUCCUUAAUUCUGAUUGGUCAAUAGCUGUGCUUUAUUCAUGAUAAAACACGCUAUGAUCGCUUCACCCAACGGUUUUAUUUAUUACUGCACACUUAGCUACACCUAGAACUUUGUUGUU